This is a messenger RNA of Zea mays, 417 nucleotides long. The record is from the annotation of a RefSeq genome assembly. NCBI's taxonomy places the organism in Eukaryota, Viridiplantae, Streptophyta, Magnoliopsida, Poales, Poaceae.
AUGCUCGAGAGGUCAGCCAGGACCGGAGGAAUCUUUCGAAACUGCAGAGUGUACAUGGAUGCUUUGCGCUUUCGUUGGGCAGCGGAUUCGCAUAUCAGGCAGAGUGGGUUGGGGACGGCUAUCGCUAUAGCACACUCCAAGGGCUGGAAAUACCUCUGGAUCGAGUCAGAUUCAACAUAUGUUGUUUUUUUAUUAAUAUUAAUAAGUCAAUGGCAUCUAGGUAAAUUGCUUACUCUUGCUGUGACUAAUAGUUGGCCUAUUCGCCAACUCGAUGUAAAUAACGCGUUCUUGCAGGGUUCUUUAACUGAUGAAGUAUUCAUGGAACAACCACCUGGGUUUUCAGACUUUUUGACUCCUGAUUAUGUUUGCAAGUUGCAUAAGCCUAUUUAUGGCCUUCGGCACUCGUGCUUGGUAUAA